AUGCCGCAGCCACCUCGAAAAAAGAAAUGUUUGGAAAAAAAAAAUAGACAAGAGAGAGAAAGAAGUCGAAGAAGGAGACAAGAAGAAACCACUCCAGAAAGAGAAGCAAGGCAGCGACAAGACACAGAAAGAAGUCGAAGAAGGAGAGAAGAAGAAACCACCCCAGAAAGAGAAUCAAGACAACAACAGGAUGCAGAAAGAAGUCGAAGAAGGAGAGAAGAAGAAACCACCCCAGAAAGAGAAUCAAGACAACGACAGGAUGCAGAAAGAAGUCGAAGAAGGAGAGAAGAAGAAACCACCCCCAAAGAGAAUCAGACAACGACAGGACGCAGAAAGAAUCGAAGAAGAGGAAUAAGAAACCACCCCAGAAAGAGAAUCAAGACAACGACAGGACUCAGAAGAAGUCGAAGAGAGAAGAAGAAACCACCCCAGAAAGAAACUCAAGACAACGACAGGACGCAGAAAGAAGUCGAAGAAGGAGAGAAGAAGAAACCACCCCAGAAAGAAACUCAAGACAGCAACAGGACGCAGAAAGAAGUCGAAGAAGGAGAGAAGAAGAAACCACCCCAGAAAGAGAGUCAAGACAGCAACAGGUGA
Molecule: messenger RNA, 597 nt
Organism: Stegodyphus dumicola
Lineage: Eukaryota; Metazoa; Arthropoda; Arachnida; Araneae; Eresidae
Product: vicilin-like seed storage protein At2g18540
Source: RefSeq, a predicted model, not a curated record